Messenger RNA from Penicillium psychrosexuale, 1005 nucleotides. Its product is annotated as SET domain-containing protein. The record is from RefSeq and is a predicted model, not a curated record. The transcript is spliced from 2 exons. The coding region runs from base 1 to 1005 and encodes 334 amino acids. NCBI's taxonomy places the organism in Eukaryota, Fungi, Ascomycota, Eurotiomycetes, Eurotiales, Aspergillaceae. Gene Ontology annotation, molecular function: protein binding.
AUGUCUGCGAAUCAUCAUUAUCGCAGGCUCAAACUGCCUGACGAUGCACCAUUCGAGCUGAAGCCCUCUCCAGGCAAAGGAUGGGGUGCUUUCGCCACAAAACGCAUUGAACGAGGAUCCCUGAUCCUGAAGGAAAAGGCCCUUUUCGUGAUUCAGAAGUCCUCUGUUGAUAUCACAGGAUUGGAUGUUUUUAGGGCCCUUAUGGAACUCUCGACCACGGAGCUGGUACAAUUUCUACUAAUUCAAAACAAUGAGUCGGAGGAACCUAAAGGUUUGCUUGAGACUUUGUCGGGAAACUCUUUCGCCAGUGCCCUUAAGUCUGUAGGGUUUUAUACCCUUGGCUCUCGGUUCAAUCAUUCGUGUAUACCCAACGCGAGGGUUCCAAGCGACCCAAGGCCGUUUAUCGAACUUCUUGCCACCAAGAACAUCGAGGCUGGCGAGGAAAUCUACUUCUGUUACACCCCAGAUCUCAAAGCUCAAACCAGACAUGAGCGUCAUGAAUCUCUGGGUUUUGUGUGCUCCUGCAAAGCAUGUCUGCCUGGAACUCCGUUCCAAGAACUCAGUGAUCUGCGACGACGAUUGAUUCGCGGGAUACUCUACAUUACGCGAGCAGUGGACUUGGACGGCCAAAGACAAACCUCACAGUCACCGCUGAUUGUCGACCCUAAGCUCAAAGCCGCUGCGGAAACCGGCAACAUACCUCUUAUGUCUCGAAUGGUCCUUCACCUCCUGAUGGUUGUCUUUCUCGAAGAGGAAGGAUUGUUAGAUGAUUGGGCCGUCAAGGUAGUCGAGCAAGGAGCGGUCACACCGGUGUUCUGGUGCCAGUCAGCAUACAACUACGAAAUCGGUGAUUUGGCUCUAGUCCAGGAUACAUGGCUGAAGAAACUGCAAGUGGCGUUUCCGCUAUAUGGACGAACAGAUCCCGCUGAUCAAAUGAUUGCCCGGAUGUUUCAACAAGCGAGCCAGAAGUACGCUGCCGGACAAGCUAUGCCACCCUGGACUUGA